UCCAGCAGAGUGGACAGUGACGGAAAGGGGAGUGAGAGAGCUGGACGGGGUUUUGCAGUGUAAUGGGGAGGGAGAGAUGCAGUACGGGUGACGGUGCGAGGGUACUAAAGCGUACGAUGACAGGGGCGGCAGGAGUGCGCUGACAGGGUUCGGGGAUCGCAAACGACGGUGGCAGGGACCUUGUGACAGUCUUGUAAGAGAAGACAGGAGAGGAGCGAGUUAGGUGGUUGCGACUCGGGCGGGGUGGCGCGCCGUUGACUGUGCGACGCCGUUUGACCUCUUUGUAACUUUCAAGUGGACGAUAUGACGAUGAAGUAGGGCAUUGUGACGGCAUUUGUUUGGCAUUUGACCGCGUCGCAGACUUAGUUACGGUGUGACUGGUGCUUUCAGGAGGCAGUAACGGUGCAGUGAACCUCGCAGAAUCGGUUAGAAGUGUGUGCGUGUGCAUGUGUGACGGUGUUUGACCUGUUUAACGGACCAACCCUGCCAAUUCAGUGCACCGAAUUGUUCAUAUUUAAGGCAUUAAGUCAUUAUCGCGUAUUUGGCAGGGCUUACGGCUGGAUGUUGUUAAAUGAUGGCAGAGGUUUAGACGCAAACUUUUUCCUUGUUGCUGCUGAGCGACACGUGACAGUAGGCUUGUAGGGAACUCGAGUAAAACGGUCCGUUUAAAGGCUUGCUGUGUUAAGUGGGGGAAGUGAGAUAAGAUAGUUUGGUUAGCUUCGAUAGGGAAUUCGCAGGGCUUGGGCGUGGGCGGCGGUGUGGGUACACGGCGAUCGGAUCAUGUGACGUCAUGCGGUCUUCCGUCGGGAGAUUGUAUGUCGGAGAGAUCUACGGAAAGUGGUGCUGGAUGCAAAGGUUAGCUGAACCCAGGAAAGUGAACUGCUAGUCAUUGAGAUGUCAUUUCGCCAAAGAGAACAAGUGCCAAGUGUUUUGAGUGACAGCUCGCUCGUUAUUGCGGCGUGCUAAAUAUUGUGAUUUUCGGCUACAUUGUAUCGAGAAGUGUCGAGUGUUGUGAGCGAGUGUUUCUUGAGGAAGAUGUGUAUCAUGUGUCCACAGAGUUGAUACAUGUCUGUUCCUUAGCAGUGUUUAAUCGGUGUGGUGAUUUCGCAGAUUAGCGUCUCCAUCCUGCGAGGAUUCCCAUAUCCACUGAGGAUUUCCGUUCCCCUUCGUCCCAUAGCGGGAUCUUGCCAAAGCAGGCUCAGGAAGAGUCUGACCUGCAGUGUGUGUGGAUUUCGUCGGAUUCUCGCGAAGAUAUUCAACGGCGCGGGAGUGAGGGUGUGUCAGUGUUCGCCCCCGAGUGUAGGGAAACCUAUCGGGAGGCCCCAGUGUUUUAGUGAGGAUUACUGUUCACGAGCAAGGAUUCCGUUAUUCGCUGAGGAUUACAACCUGUACGCCAAGGAUCUCCCACCAUUCAGCGAGGAUUUGCGUGUCCACAAAGGGUCACCGUAAUUGCCCGGGAGAAUUCCGAACGCCAUUGAGGGAUUCCAGGAUCCAAGUUGCGCGGUGCCGGUUGAACCUCUUUAUGGGACGCGGAGACUCCGGUGGAUCGAGAGCGCGCGGCGGCGGCGGCGGCGGCGGCGGCGGACCCUGCCAGGACCAGCAUUAAGUCGACGCUCGAGCAGGGCCAGGCGACAGCGACGGUGGUGGUGGUGGCCACGACUCUGCGAAACCGGUUCCACAAGCAGGCGUGACCUCAAUCUCACCCUAGGAAAACAAACGGUGACCGACGCGUUGGGGGCGGAAUGGUGACUGCAGGGAUACUCCUCUUGUAGAAGGCUGAGCAUGGGGCGGUGACGGGAUGAAGGCAUCGUCCAGAGCACAGGCGAAGGGGCGGGGCCAGCAGCAAGCAGGGUCGUCGCUCAGCAGAGUGAAGAACCCCACUGCCAACAAGAAGACCUCCGCGCUCAAGUUUAAAGCUAAAGCAUCCAAACAUGAGAGCGGAAAAACCUCCUCGCCGCGCCAGAGCAACGGAGGCAAAGCCAACCCCAAGCAUUCCCCAGCGAGUUCCAGCAGCGACACCUCCAGCAAGGGCUCCUCGGGGACCUCGAGAGGGCGCACACUGAAGGCCAGAAGCCACUCUCCGGGCCGGGCAGCGUCGCACACGUCGCCGCCGGGGAAGUCCUCGGUGAAGUCUCCUUCAAAGCGGUCGCCGGGGAGGUCUCCCCAGAGAGGCUCCGGCGACGCCCCGAAGGCUGCGGGACGGCCCGGGAAGACUCCCGUGAAGAACGACGCGGAGGCUCCCAAGUCUGGAAAGACGGCCGAUUCCUCGAGCGCUGCGAAGGUGAAGGCGGAGAAGGAGAGAGCGGACACGAAAGCAGGGAAGGACACGUCUUCGGAAAGCGACUCCUCCCAGACUGUCAAGGCGGCGUCGGACAAGGGGAAAAAGUCUGCGACAACGGCUCCCUCCAGACGGAACUCGGAGUCAAAAAAUGACACCAGUGGCAAGUCCAAUGAUGACAAGGAUGGGAAGAAAAAGGCAAAGAAAAAUAAUAAGGAUUUAGUGAGUGAGAAGGAGGAGAGUGACAAGGAAGUGAAGAAAAAGACAAAGAAAUCCCAGGACGAAAAGGAGGAUAAUGACAAAGAUACAAAGAAGAAAGGGAAGAAGACAGUGACAGAAAUAGAGGAAACUGACAAAGAAGUAAAAAAGAAAAUCAACAAAGCUGUGGAUGAAAAAUCAGACAGUGAUAAAGAUAUGAAAAAGAAAGUGAAAAAAGAGGAAACAGAUAAAGAAGGAAAAAAGAAAGUAAAGAAAAGUGUAGAUGAAGUGACGAGUGCUCAAGAAAAGGAAUCAAAAAAGAAGUCAAAGGAAAAAACUGAAAACUUAAAAGAGGGAAAGAAGAAAGAUCAGAAAAUAGGUGGGGAGAAAGAUGAUAAGGAAAAAGAAAUAAAGAAGAAAGGGAAGAGAAUAGUAGAUGAAAGUGAAUUAAAGGAGAAAGAAAUGAAAAGGAAAUCAAAGAAACAAGUAGAAACCUCUCUUAAGGAAGAUAGUGACAAGGAUAAUAAAAAGAAAAACAAAAAAUCUGUCAGUGAAAAGGAAGAAAGUGAUAAAGAGGAGAAAAAGAAAAUGGAGAAACCAGAAGUUUUGAAAGAUGAAAAAGAUUCAAAGGUGCUUGAAAAGGAAGCUAGUGUGAUGGCAAAAGAUAAUCCGUCUAGUAAAGCCUCCCCAGAAGAGGAACCUCAGAAGGAAGUGUUGAAAAGUGAUACCAAAGAAGAAAGUGUUGAUGCUAGCCCUUCUGCAAACAAACCAAAGAACAAAAGUGUUAGAAAGGUGUCGGUAGAUAGUGAAGGGGAAGACACUUCUAAGUGUAAUCAAAAAGAGAUGAAUGUGAAUGGUGAACAAAGUGAGAAGGGUGAAGCUUCCCCUGAGAAGGACAGUUGUCAGGAAAAGGAGUCGUCCGACAAGAAAAAGUUGGAUAAUACGAGCAGCACUUUGACCGAGGAGAAGGACAAGCCAGCUACCACAGUCUCUCAGGAAACACCAAUGCCCAAGAAGAGAGGGAGGCCCAAGGGAAGCAAGAAUAAAAGAAAAAAUGAUGGUUUGCCACCUGCAAGGCCCAAGAAAGACAAGAAGAAGGCUAGUGCAAAACAGUUACAAGAAAAGGCAGAGAGUAAAUCCAAGAAAGAGAGAAGUGUCUUUUCUUUCUCAGAAAGCGAUGGUGAGAAAGUGGAGAAGGUGUCAAAGAAAAAGACCAAGACAGCACAGAAUAAAGGUAGAAAGGUAAAGGAGCAUGAGAAAGCAGAGGAGGGUAACUCUAGUACAGACAAUGGACUGACUGAUGAAGAAACCAAAGAUGUUGAUAAAAGCAGUCACAAGGAUAAGCAUAAAGAUAACAAAUUAAAGAGCUCUCAGGUGCGGAAAGGUUCAAAGAAAGUGCUUGGUAGUGUGGUAUCGAAGCUGAAGAAAAAACCUGCCAAACCUCGAGGUCAUAAAAAGCUACCAGCAGCCUCAAAGGGAAGGAGAGCCAAGAAGCAAAAUUCUGAUGCAUCAGAUUCAGAGGAGGAGAAUGAGGACAAGAAACGAUCCAGAACAAGAAUAAGUAGAAUUGCUAAGAUUCGGUCUGAUGAAAGUGACACCAGUGAUAAUGAAGAUAUCAAAAAGGCUCUGUUAAACAGUGUUGCACACCUCAAAGGAGAAAUAACAGAUGAUGAGCAGAGUGAUGAUGAUGAAGACUGGGAGGCAGUGAAAGGCAAGAGAAGGAACAAGAGAGGAGGAAGAAGAAGAACAGGAUUGACUGGAAAGAGAAAUAAAAAGAAAGCUCCAGUGGAAAAACAAGCAGAGAAAAGUGAUGGCGAUGAGGAUGAUGAUGAAGACGAUGGUGAUGAAGGGGAGGAUGAUGCAGAUUAUGAAGACUAUCCUGUGAGUAACAGAAGAGGACCUGCAGGCAAGAAAAAUAAGCUGAAGUUAGAAAAGACAAGUAGUCAGCGUAAGGAUAAGGACGUCCCUAAAGGCCGGCCGAAAGUAGAAUCAUCCUCUGAAGAGAAUGAUGAGGAAGAUGAAGUCAGACUGUCUCCUAAAAAGAAGUCAAAGAAGUCUUCCAAGGAAGAAAGCUCUGUCGGUAGGAAAAGCAAGAAGGUGACUUUUGUAAAGAAACCAUCAAGAAGUAGGGAUGACACAUCAGAUGUUGAUGAGAGUGAUAAGGACAGUGACAGUGACUAUGAAGCAAAAGGUCGAAAGAAAAAGAUUGGAAAGUCAAUUUUGAAGAGCAAAAAGCAUAUGCCAAAAGGAAAGAAAAGGAGGGAAGAUUCAGCUCCUGUCAGAGGACGAAAGGUACGAAUGGCAUACCUGAAUGCAAGAGCCAUGAUGCAUUGCAUGAAUGAAGAUGCAAGAAUCCCUCUUCCUGCCUUGCCAGCUCCAGUUAACAAAAGUGAAAGUAUGGCACUGGUCCUGCAUGGACAGGGCAUUGGUGAUAGCAAUACAGAUGAAGAAUCAGAUGAUGAAGAUAGAGACUAUAAUUCACACAGUAAUAAGGUUGGAAAGCGCCGUAAAAAUACCAAAAGGAAGAAUGAAGAGGAAACAGAGAAGAAAGUGAAAAAGAAAAGUAAAAGACGUGCAGGAGAAUUGGAUGUCCAUAUGGAGAUGCGAGACAUGGUUGCCAAGAAGCGCAUGGCCCUCCUCAAUGCAUCAGCCAUUAUGGCAGCAAGUUAUUCAAAUGAAUCUCGAAGACGGAAUCCAACAGCAAACACAAGCUCUUCAGCUGAGAGCGAGGUGACAAAUGUUGACAUCAAACGCAAAAUAUCAGUGAAGUCAACUAACAGGAGUUCAACAACUCGUAGUGUAAUAACAGUCGAAGAAACUACCAAGAAAGUGAAAAAGGCCCAAGGAAGUAGAGAAACUGAAGUGGAAGAACACAUCAUAGUCAAGAAGAAAGUCAAGAGACAGAGUGGUUUGGACACAGACCGAGAGGAAGACAGCCAUGGAACAGAUCACUUGGAAAUGGAUCCUGAUAUAUUAACAAAGAGCCCAGAUGAUCCAGAGAGAAUAGUUGUUGAGUCAACCCUGACUUAUGUUACAACUCAGUCUCCCUCUGCACCACAGACUGUCACCAUAUCAGGGGAAAGCACUUACUGUAUCUCUUCAAGUGAUGGAAAGACAACCACAAUGGUUAAAGAAGUGAAGCGGAAGUCAACCACCACUGGAUGUUCUACUUCCUCUGCUCCUCCCACUGCUUACAUUCCACCUACACAUCAUGUACAACCUCAGCCACCUCAAAAACCAGCAAACUACACACCACUUGAGGCACUGUCUGUCAUGCAACCUGUGAUGAGUCCUGGAGGCACAACAACGCAUCACCACCACCACCAUCACCAUCACCAUCAUCAGCAACCAUCACCACACCAUCCACCACCAUACCACCCACCCCCACAUCCUCCUCCACCCCCUCCCCAUCCACAUCACCAGCCUCCACCACAUCAUCCUCUGCCACCACCACCUCAUCCCAUUCCACCAUCACACAGCCAUACCCAUCCUCAUUACCAUCAUCCUCAUCAUCAGCCAUACCCCCCACCUCCGUCCUCACACCCCCAUGGUUCCACUCCUCCUGGUGGUCACCAUUGUGGCUAUAGACCUCCCCCACCUCCGCCUCCAGGACAACACAGCCAAGCUGGAACUUCCCCAGCUGGUCCUGUAAUGACAGCUCACACACACCCCAGUCACUCCUCACCUGGCUACAUACCCCCCAGUCAUACUGUGACGCCCCCACAGUCCGCCUCCACGCCACAUCAUUCGCCCAAGCAUAUGGGCUCACCAAACCACAUUUCAUCAGGCCUCAAGAGCCCAACCGGGGGGCCAGGAAUAAAUCCACCUCCAGGCUCUCCACGGAGUGCACCUUCAGUGGGCCAGGCUGAGCGCCACCAUUCAGCUUUCACUGCCCCAACGCCAUCAGCACAUGCUCCUGCAGCCUCAGCCCCUACAGGCUACCAGCCAGUGAGUGGGCCCAUGCCGGUAAAAGCGAAUUACACAGCCACCACCUCAGCCGGCACCGGUCCCUACAAGGCUCCCAAGGGGUCACCAGUGGCAGCAGCCCCCCCAUAUUCCUCUCCCCCACGUCUGACCUCCCCUCCACCCCCCAACAAGCCUCCUCCUUACCAGCAUAACGCGGAACCCUACCCUCCACCCUACCAGUAUCAGACCUACAAUUACCACCCUGCCCCUCCACCGCCACCACCACCCCCGCCUCCGCAUGUACCGCCCUAUGACAAGUACUACCCACGGGGAGCAACCUACCACCUGUACCCCCCGUACUCAGGGGGUCAGUAUGCUGCCCCGGGUGCAGAAUACUCAUACCCACCUCCUCCUCCGGGUGGUGUGCACUAUUCACAGGAGAGCUACACCUCCUAUACCUUGUGCGUGCCCAACCCACCACCCCAGGGUCCCCCCCAGGCACUAGCUUUGCCUCCCCCGCCACCACCCACAUCAAAUGCCCCUCACCCUCCUGCAUAUGCCACAUAUCACUACACGGAACUCACACCGGUCUUCACGUAUCCUUCCCCGGGUACGAUUGUUAAGAUAAACUUCAUAGGACCUUCAUCACAGAGUACAAUAUGCUUUCCAGUGGAUCCAAAAAACGUGCAUACUGGGCCCCCUACUGGAAGUGGUAGAGGGCCAGAAGCUCCAGGAAGCAAUGUUGAAGAGUGUAGUAGUAUGAACCAAGGUGGCAAUACUGGGCACCAGUACCAAUACCGACCAGCACAACACCAGAACCAUCCACCUCAUACAGGAGUCUCCCAGGAUUGUCCUGCCACUCCAGUGUACCAUGCUGGUCCUCUAACCACCAUCAUGAGCUCAGUCAAUCAGCCUACCAUCCAGGUGUAUGGUGCUGUUGUUCCACAACCACCUGUGACUUUGAUGUCAUCCCAGAAUCCCCAUGCUACUACUCCUCAUCCCAGUGCCCCCCCACCAGUGCCUGCCCCAGUGCCUCCCGUUGUGCCUCUCUCUCAGCCUCAACCUGCCGCCACCACCACCAUUGUGGCAAUGGCACCCAUAACUGUAACUGUUCCCAUCAAUCCUGGGACUCACAGUAGUCCCCAGUCUGUAGGGUCUCCCACAUCACAGUCUGGCGGUGCUUCUGCACAAGCAGUUUCUGGGAGCACACACUCUUCCGUAGCACUACCACAGCUAACUACAGCAUUUGUGUCUGGAAUGUCUCAGCCAGGUAUAGCCCCUACACAAGUAACAUCUGUUUUAUCUGAUAUGCCUCAGCCUGUGGUAACUCCAGCACAAGUUACAACACCAAUGGUUAGUGGCAUUCCUCAGCAUUCAGUGACUCUGACACAAGUUUCAUCAAGUAUCUCAACUGGAAUGAGUCAGGCACCCAUUGCAUCACCUCUUGCCACACCAUUUAUAUCUGGCAUGUCACAGCCAACAAUAGCUCCCACAAAAGUUACUUCAGCAGUCAUCUCUGGGAUACCUCAAACUGCAAUAGCUCCUUCUAGUGUUACAGUUUCUGCUGUUCCUACAUCAUCUCAACCUGGAGGAACUCAAACAUCUGUGGCAACUGCAAAACUCACUGAGAUGCCCCAGGUCACAGUCAUUCCUGCACAAGUCACAACAGGCAGUGUCAGUUGUGUGCCUCAGUCAGCUGUUGCCCCUGGCCAAGUUUUAACAGCUGUUGUUACUGGUGUACCUAAAUCUGUAACAAGUGUUUCACAUGGUAUAACUGAGAUUCCUCAGAGAGGUCUCUCACCAGAUGUAGUAGAUAUAUCUGAUGAAAAACAGAGUGAUAAGGUUGAUACACAGUCUCCUUCAGCUAUAGUGCCUGGACUGCAACAGUAUGCCAAAGAUGAUAAUGUUGAUAGAGGGUCAAAAGGUGUACCUUUAGAGUACAGUAAUGCAUCUAAUUUUGGAAUUUCUCAGGCAACAAAGAUUGCUACAAGAGUAAGUACAGCUGUUGUUUCUGGGAUACCGAAGACUGUAGUAGAAAUCACAAAAACAGCUACUGCCAUUGUUUCUGGAGUACCAAAAUCAUCCAUGGGAUCUGCACAAGCACAAACAGCUGUUGUCUCUGGAGUUCCAAAGACUCAAGUGAUGCAUACACAGGUGUCUUCUUGUAGUGUCACUGGUGUAUCUAAACCAUUAACACUAAAUGCACAGUUAAAUACAGCUGUAGUUUCUGGUGUACCACGUAUGUCUGUUGCUCCAACACAGCUGACUUCAACAGUUGUUCCUAGUGCUUCUCAUACAUUGAAGCAUCUCCCACAAGUCACCACCACUGCCAUUUCUGAGAAAUCCAGAUCUAUAGGCCUCCCUCUAAAAGAUACCCGGCCAGUGGAUCAUGAAAUGCACCAACAUAACGUUUCUCCUUCCAAGAUAUCAUCAGAGGUUACUAGAAUAUCCAAGCACACAAAGAUACCAAACCUUGGAUCAGUAUGCACUUCUGAGGGAUCAGAGAAAACUGGUUGUGCAUCUACUCUCAAGACAACCCCAGAGGCAGAGGUGCAAGUAAAUACCACUGAUGCAAUAAAUUCAGUACCUGAGCCAUAUGUAGCAUGUAAAGGAACAGCAAAUAAGUCAGAAGCCAAGGCUACUGAAGGAGUCAGAACAACCUGUCCUGUUCCUCCAAUGAAUGCUAGUGGUAUAGAAAUGAAAGAUGUGACAAAGGUGAAGAAAGAAAAGGAAGUUCCUCCAUCAAUAAUUCGAGAAACAGAUAUAUCUAAGUCUGUGAAUACUGCUCACCCAAUGUUCACUAUUCCAGACUUCCCUAAUAGAGUCUCAAGACCCAAUACAAGUUGGAGCCCAACACAGCAUAGUAUAACCACAGAAAAAGAAACCUAUAAGCAAUUUUCCACACCAGUUAAUCAUUCCUCAAGUUCAGGUUGUGACAUACAGCAUUCACAUUCAGUUGGUAAGAUGUCAUUAUCCUCAUUAUCCUGUAGCACAAAUAUAAGUGCCUCAAAUCAAGUUUUAGCAUCAGACAGUGCAAGAUCUCCCACUACUGGUGUUCCUUUAACUUUUCAGUCCAAAAAUGCUUGUCCCAACAACACCAAUAUCACCUCAAUAAAUGCUAGUGCUGCAUCAGCAGUAGUUCCAUCCACACUAAGUAAUUCAAAGAGUAAAGAGGAGGGAAUCUCACCCCUUAAGGAAAAGUCAAAAGUAAAUACAACAUGCAAUGCUGCAGCAAAGGCAGUGGAUGAUGCAGGCAGGACUGGGUUGCAGCGACCUGGUACAAGACACCUUCUUUGUCAAACCUUACCUUCAUUAACCAAAACGGCCACUGCCAGUGUAGCCAAAGCAAAGUCUUCAUCUAGUACUAACACACAUAGAAUGUUGGUUAAAUCAGAAGACAAAACUAAAGACACAAAACCAAACAUUCCAGAAAGUGUUCCUAGCAGUCAAAGCAAUCCAAGUCCCAAUAAUUCUUCUUCAAGUACAAUAACCAUAAAUCCAGCAAAAAAGGAAGAAUGUGGAAAUGUAAUUGAUGUCAAAGCUGACAUUGUAAGAGCAGAACCUAUUGUCAGAAAAAGAGGCAGGCCUCCCAAGGUCAGGGACUCCAGCAGUGACAGCUCAAGCAAUGCCCCUUCUGAAACUUCAAGUCCCAGUCAUCACUCAGGGUAUAGAUCUCCCAAGAUGAAACCAGAUGUAAAUAUUACACCAGAAAAAAAAAAUUCUGGCUUGCAUGAUCCCGAUGUGAAGAAAAGUCGAAACUCAUUGCAUCCCUUUCCAGGAACAAAAACUUUGAGGUCGCACUCAGAGGAAAGAAAAAAGUCUCUUUUGCAGACUUCCACAGUACCUACCUCACCUUCAAAACAGGUGGACUGCAAGCAAGAUAUAAAAUCGGGGGGCUCUAUGAAGAUGAUAAACAUCAAAACAGAAGUAUUUCCAAAAAUAAAGACAGAAAAGGUAUCUCCUAAGGGUAUUAAUAAAAAUUUAUCUCCAUUAAAAGUUUCCCCCAAAGAAAUUUCUCUCUUCAAAAACAAAAUAGAAAAUGGACAGGAUGAAACUUCAUUGAAAAGUACAGAUAUAUCGAGGAAGUGUGAACUUUCUUCACCCACAAAGAUUGAUGAAUUUACAGACUCCAAGAAAUACAUAAAAGGAGCAAAAGAAAUCAAGAAAUCACCAUCUGGAUUGUUGAGUGACCAAAGAGUGCCCAAAAAUAAUGUAGUAAUAUCAAAAUCAAAACUAAAAGAUGAUGAUAAGAAAGUAAUCUCAUCAAAUACUAGCUUAAAACGGAAAAGUAGUGAAAGCAUAGGUAGUAGUAGUAAAGUAAUAACAAAAUCCAGGGAAAGUGAAACGUCCUCAAAAUCUGCUGGGGGUGCUAAGCAUCAAGUACAGAAAUUUCAGAAAAUCAGCAAGACCACAAAGGGAUCUGCUCGGCGAUCUUGCCCAAAUGGGAAGGUGAAUAGGAAGAAAAGCCUUUUAGCUUAUUUAAAGGAACGAAACAACGAGAGUGAUACCUCAAGUGUUGAUUCUGAGGCUGCUGGUGGUGGCAGGAGAAGAUCCAAAAGCAAGGAGGAAUCACCCAAAUCCAAUAGUGCCUCUCCCUUUCCCUCGGCCUUCCCUCCACAGCCAGUUAACUCUGGCUCCCGCCGCAGGAGUGCCACUGGACAUGGAAAAUCCAAAUCCACAAAGAAGCCAAGAUGGGUGCACAACUGGUCUUGGGAAGGAGAAGCCUUUGAAGGGAAAAUCUGGUUAAGAAAUGAUGAACUUCCCCUUGUUAGAACUUGUUACUCUGCCAUGCGUCACAAAGAGGGUGACAUUGUGCGUGUCCGAGACUGUGUGCUGCUGCGCUCUGGCCCCAAAAAGACAGACCUUCCCUUUGUUGCCAAGAUUGCUGCUUUGUGGGAAGAUCCUGAGACAUCUGACAUGAUGAUGUCAAUCCUGUGGUACUACCGGCCAGAGCAUACUGAAUCAGGAAGACGAGAAGAAGACCUUCCUGAUGAGAUUUUUGCUUCCAAGCAUCGAGAUCACCUCAGUGUGGCUUGCAUUGAGGACAGGUGCUAUGUCCUCACUUUUAAUGAAUACUGCAGAUAUCGACGAUUUCUUCGACUCUUCCAAGAAGGAGUUUACCCCAUCACGACCCCAGUUCCAGAUCCAGAAGAAGGAUAUUCUCGCAAGGAUCGACAGCCCCCAGGGUGUGUGGUUGGGGAACUGCUUUUUUUCUGUCGCAGAGUUUAUGAUUACCGUCAGAAAAGGUUACUGAAAAAUCCUUACUGAGGGUAUGUGGGGGGGGAGGGGUUGGAGGACACUUAUGGAAAUGAGCAAUACUGUGGGGUGUGUAGUGAAACCAAUGAAAACUUACAUGACAGUGGUGAUGGUGGUGAUAGUGAUGCAGCACCCAGCAUCCUUGAACUCAACGCACUCUUUAUCUUGUGGCCAAUAAACUGAGGAACUUUUGUAGGUUCCCUGGAUGUCUGAAGGCAUUCCAGAUAAAGUUAUUUAAAUGAAGCCCAUUUUUAUGAGUUUACUUUUAAGUACUGAAGGAUAUAUUCAUAUAAAUAAAUAUAUAAUAUAUAUAUAUAUAAAUAUAUUAAUAUUUAUGAACUAAAUAUAUUAUAUGAGUGAGUUAUCAGAAAGAAAAUCAAAGGUGAAGUAAAGGAAAGUACGACAGUGGAACUGAGCAAAGUCAUCCGUAAAAUUACUGCCAAUGCUUCUCAUACUUCCCAUAAUUAGUGUCACAAUAAGUAUUUUGUCAUAUGAUAAGCCAAUAGGCCUGUACAAAACAUAUGAACUUUUUAUAAAUCAACAUUGCUUGCUGAGAGUAUCCAUGCAGUAUUCCCAUAUGGUGUUACUAUUAUUUAUGAUGAAACGUGGAUGUUUUAGUGAUUAUUUCAGUGUUGCCAGUGUAUGAACCGUUUCAUAGUCAAUGUAUGAGUUAAGCAAUUUUACCUUAAUACUUCCAAGAGUUAUUUUCUAAACCAAAGUUUCUGAUAAUCUUUGAUCUAUUUAUAUUCCUAUGAUUCUUGUCUAGCCAAAUACUGUCAGUGUUUAGGAAUUUGACAGAUAUAGACUCUUUUCUUUGACUGGUUAACUUGCCCACAAUAAGUAGUUAGAUAAUCUUCAAAGUUAUAAGUUAUCCAUAAGGAAACAGUCACAAGAAAUCAAUCUCUAUCUGCUAUCCAGUGAAAACACGGCCAUUUUACUUGAAGUCAAAUAGUAAACGUAGGGGUAGGUGGGAAAGGGUUUGGGAUUUAGUUUUGGCCAGUUUGGUCAUUUCCAACCCAAAAAGGAUCAUCAUUUUAUAUAUUAUGUAGAGCCAUUUAACACAUAUCUGACCAAGAAUGCAUAGCAGAUAUUACAGUAUUGUAAGGAGGUUAUAAAAAUAAUGAUCAUAUUAUUUGAAUUAAAAAAAAAGAAAAAAAAAAAAGAAAAAAAGGCACAGGAUAUAGCACACAAUAUCUCACAUGUAAAGCAGCACAGCAUUUUAUCAGUAAUUGCACUUCCAAUGAUUUUUUGUUUUUGCUGUCAAACAUGAUAGUUAUUUAGACAUUUUUUGUUCUCUGUCCGAAUUGAUUGAAAGAAAAUUAAUUUACUGUAGUUCAUAAGUGUUGACUUUGUUUGUAGGCUGUUGUUGCUUUAAUUGUUAUCAUUUUACCUCUGCCAAUUAUUUUGACAAUCAUUUUGUGAGUUUGGUUGGUAUGGAAGAUUUGUUGAAGACUUAUGGUUUGAAUUUGUCUCUUUGUUGCAUUUAGAAAAUCAGAUGUUCAGCUAUUUGGUAAUCAGUAAUGCAUCUAUUGCAUCACUUGGGCAUGCAAAGAAAUCUUUCAAAUAGGUAUGGGAUGUCCAUUUUAUUUGAAUAUAUUGUUUCCAUUCCACCAGUUGAAGUCUGCUUGACCUCUUGACUGUUAUCCAAUUUAUAUAUAUAUACUUUUUUUUGUUAAACUUUUAAAAAUUAAUAGCUUUAAUCAGAAAUUAAUCAUGAAUAUAUAUAUAUACACACAAAUACAUAAAAUAUACACUUGAACCUUUCUUCAUUUUAACCUGUCAGUUCUUUUUUAAUUGUGACAGUAUUAAUUUCCCUUGAUCCUUUUGAUCAAUAAAUUUUAAUCAGUCACUGACCUAAAACUCUGUCCCUCUCUUUGUCAGCAGAUUUCUGUCAGUUGUGUAUCUUGGUUUGGUAACCUGAGUUUAGUUGGAAAACAGGUCUCCAGUAUAAUUACAGUUGUCUCAGAGUAUCCCCUACUUUUAUAUACACUCAUACAUUACUGCAAGUCUUCAGAGCCUCCUGAAGUAAAUCCUUCCUGCUGUCCAUUCUGAUGUCUUCAUUCAGCAAUUAGGUUUUGUUAACAGGUCAUUUAGUCCUACUGUAUCUUUUUUUUUCUCUCUCUCUCCCUUUUUUUAAUAGCAUACUUCCUAUAGCAUUCAGUCUUUCUCUUUCCAUUCCAAGUAUGAUAAUUGGAUGACAUUUGAACAGAUAAGGAGACUUCAUUGUGUAUUGGACGUGGAUCUAAAUGCAUUUUUUCUUAUUAUUGCCUGAAGUUUCUAAGAUCCGUAUUUGUGAAUUGUAAUCAUUUACAAUAUAUUUUUAUGUAUAGGUUGUACAUUUUCUUUUAGUUCACAGUAAGUCUGCUAUUCAGAAAGAAAAUCAAACAGUACUUGAUUAUCAUUCACUGAAGUGAAAUUUAGAAUUCCAGUCCUCUCAUUAUAGAAUGACAUGGAUUUUGCCUUCAGUCAUAUUUCUGGUUAGAAUUUCCCCUGAUGAUUGAUAACUGUAGAUGUAUAUGUGAUUACUUUUAUUGGUUUUAUUUCUUUUUUGUGUGUGAUUAACUACUAAUCGAUUUGAUGAUAAAUGAAACAAAGAAUUACCUAAAGUCAUUAUUUUGUGUAAAGCAAGAAAAUUUGAAUAAAGUUAAAAGAAAGUGUUAACUUGCACAACCAGAUGCUCAAGUCUCAAGUCUUUACUACAGCAGACUGGGAAUUAAAAAAAAUACAAUUCACGACUGACUCAAGGUGUCCAUUCAUGUCAUGUUAGAGCCACUCACAUGUGUACCUUCAUUCUGAGAUGUGUGAUCAUAUUGCAUUGCUUUUGCACACUUAGGGAUCUAGGAUGACCAUGCAGUUAACAUUGAAAAUAAAAGAUCUUAAAAGCCUUAUAUCUCGUCGGCUGACUUGUAAUGUUUUAUAUAUUAUUCAGAUGAAACACACUUGAUUAAAACUCUUGCUUCUUCCACUGAAAAAGGGUUUAAAAGAUACAUGGAGGUAUAUUGUGUUUAAAUUAUUGUUCUGCACAGUCUAGGUAUAGACUUUUAUAUACAUAUAUUUUUUUUUUUAUAAGGAACAUUUGUCAAGUGGAAUUGUAAAUUAUGUGAUUGUCAUGCUUUAUUUUCCUUCUAAGCACACUUUCUUGUCCUCACCUUUUUGUAUGCAGGAAUGAGUGUGCAAGACAAAAGUUAAAUUAGGUGUGUGUUUUGAUGAGUCUGUUAUUAAUAUCUACCAGUAGUGUCUAGAUAGGUGACCUUCCUUCAUAGAUCCUUAUCUAGAGGAGAGCUUUUCUAGUGAGCCUGUAUGGGCAGAGUCUUCACUGUUAGUUUAUGUUGUGUUAGUGUGUAGAUGAUAGUCUUUGGGUAAUUUGUUAUGGCAAGGAGUCUAUAUUAUUACAACAAUUGAGUAUGAUAACUAAGAUAUGUAAAUAAGAAUAGAUUUAUGUUUAAAAUGAAAUAAAAGGACAAACUUG
Messenger RNA from Penaeus chinensis, 15107 nucleotides. It is a transcript of the gene Hers, whose product is annotated as mucin-12-like. Lineage: Eukaryota; Metazoa; Arthropoda; Malacostraca; Decapoda; Penaeidae. Gene Ontology annotation, molecular function: DNA binding; chromatin binding. Bases 1799 to 11650 code for a protein of 3283 amino acids. The transcript is spliced from 15 exons. The record is from RefSeq and is a predicted model, not a curated record.